AAGAGGUGUCAGAGUGACUCAUCUUUCCAACUUUAACCUCUCUGAUGCUAGUUAAACACGGCUGGGACUUCACGCUUUCUAACUGGACGUCUCAGCAUUUUCAUUAAAGAGUGGGAAAAUGAGCAACCCAGAGGACCCUAAAGUGACAACAACACCACACAUAAUCAAAGAAGAGCUCUUGGCAGAAGGGAAGUGGGUGAAGCUGGAACAAACUACAUACAUUGAUCCUGCAGGAAACACCCGAAUCUGGGAGAGUGUGAAGCGGACAACCAGAAGGACCAAUACAGAAGCAGAUGGUGUAGGAAUCAUCGCGCUGCUGAAACGGACGCUCCAUAAAGACUGCGUAGUGAUGGUGAAGCAGUUCCGUCCUCCUCUGGGAUGCAGCACUCUGGAGUUUCCAGCAGGACUGAUCGAUGAAGGAGAAACAGCAGAGGCGGCAGCACUGAGGGAGCUGAAGGAAGAAACGGGCUACAAAGGGGAAGUAGUGGGAGUCACUCCAGUGACCUGCCUGGACCCUGGCCUGUCUAACUGCACCACCCAGAUCAUCCUGGUCAACAUUAAUGGAGACGAUGUGGAGAAUAUCCAUCCAACACAGCAGCUGGGUGACGGAGAGUUUGUUGAAGUUAUCCUUUUACCUCUUGAUGAGUUCCAGUCCAAAAUUGACGACCUGUUGCAGAAGGAAAAGAUCAUAGUGGACUCCAAAGUUUAUAUCUUUGCUAUGGGAAUGGUUCAGGCCUUCUUCAAGCCAAGGGAGCUGCCCGUCCUAAAGCAGUGACGGAAUCAUGAAUCACAUCCACAGGAAGACAUAGUCUUUGCUAUUACAAGUGCCUGGGAAAUUGAUGAUUUUCCAAUUCUGACUGGAAAGUUUUUUUGGGAAAAGUUUUAAAUCUAAAAUAAUCUGAUAUUCAUUAAAUAUUGGGUUUGUUAGUUUGACCUAAGCUGUAAAGAAAUAAUGGAAGUCAUUAAGUCUUUGGCUGAAAAAUAGAUUUACUAAAGGGGGUCUAAAUGCAUUAUCUCUUUGAUCUCAGUAGGAGAUACGAACAUCUCAAAGACCCUGAAGUGCUUUUCAUUCUCAACAUGAGAUAUGUUAAGACAGUUCUGCAUUCCUUGAGUGAUCACUAGUAACAUUCUUUUAUUGAUAUUAAACCAUUUUUAUGUAGUUUUCAGGAAACAUUCCUUAAUAUUUACUGACAUUAGGUUUAACCUUUUCAAAGAAUCUUGUUGAAGAGGCACCUUUGUUGCUAGAUUAGUUGUUAAGAGUGUAGAUGCUGCGUUAACAAUGUGAAAGAGUUUUUUACUCUUAUAAUGUAUGGUUAAGGUACUGCUGUAAUUAAAAGCCGACUGCUGCCAUACCUCCAACCGAGCUACAGUACUGUGUAAAGAGCUGAACUCAGUUACUGACCAGUGAAUAAAAGUGAUUCUACCUUUGUCGUGA
Girardinichthys multiradiatus is the source of this 1435-nucleotide messenger RNA. It is a transcript of the gene nudt5, whose product is annotated as nudix (nucleoside diphosphate linked moiety X)-type motif 5. The transcript has 10 exons. The coding region runs from base 119 to 775 and encodes 218 amino acids. Lineage: Eukaryota; Metazoa; Chordata; Actinopteri; Cyprinodontiformes; Goodeidae. Gene Ontology annotation, molecular function: ADP-ribose diphosphatase activity. Gene Ontology annotation, biological process: ribose phosphate metabolic process; nucleoside phosphate metabolic process. Gene Ontology annotation, cellular component: nucleus. The record is from RefSeq and is a predicted model, not a curated record.